AUGACAAACAAGAAAAUGAAUUCUUCUUCACUUUCACACACUGUCAUCCCUUUCCAAGUCAACCUUACUCCCUCCGAAAAAAAAUUUCAAACAUUAACCGAGGUUGAUUACUUUAAGAAUUACAACGACAAUGAUCGCAAUAAGGUUGAUGUCUCUCUAUCUGCCUCUACCGCUGCUGUCUCUGUCCUUGACAUUGAUCAUACCGACAUGCCGUCUUUGUUGGAUUUCAAACUAAGCAUUGGCAGUGGUCUCGAUCAAAAUCAUCUCGCUACCAAUGAUGCUAGUGAUCAAGAUGAUAAUGAUAUGUCAUCUAAAUUCGAUCACAAAAACACUAAGAAUGAGAUGGCUGUUCUUCAAGGCAAACUUGCUCGAAUGAAAAUGGAAAAUUGUCGAUUGAGUUUCAUGCUUGAUCAGCUUCAAACACAGUAUGAUACCUUGCAAAUACGUUUUGAGAAAAUGAAGCAGGACAAGAAGGCCGAGAAAGUUGAACAACAAGAAGGAACAAGAAAUUAUGAUGGAUUGGGAUCCACGCCUAAGAACAACAUUGAAGUUGCCUCCAAAGAGUUAGUCCUAACUAAGAAUGGGAAAGUUAGUGAUGAAGAAAAGAAUGACUAUGGUAAAGGAACUAAAGGAGAGGAUAAUCAUGUUGGUCAUGCUGAGAGAUUUCAAAACCCGAGUCUUCUAAACUAUGCUCCAAACUUUGUUAAUGAUGAUUCAACUGAUGUUGCUGCAAUCUUGACGAGAGCAAGAGUUUCUAUUAGAGCUAGAUCAGAUGGAAUCUUGGUUUCUGAUGGAUGCAAGUGGAGGAAGUAUGGACAGAAAAUAGUGAAAGGAGAGCCGAGUCCUCGUGCUUAUUAUAGGUGCAGCAUGGUUAGGGGUUGCCCAGUUAGAAAACAGGUACAAAUGUGUGCUAAAGACAAAAAAGUGGUAAUCACAACAUAUGAAGGCUAUCAUAACCAUACUUUACCACCAGAAGCCAUGGGAAUGGCACAAACAACUGCUGCUGCUGUAAGAAUGCUUCUUUUAGAAUCAACUUCAAGUAAAGAUGAAACAACAAAUGCAACUAUUCCUGGUUCUACAAGUCUCGCAACUAUCUCAACUUCUGCACCAUUUCGGUCAAUAACACUUGACUUUACACAAACUCCAAAUCCUCUACAACUCCAAAUGCCUCAAAAAUAG
This is a messenger RNA of Vicia villosa (hairy vetch), 1179 nucleotides long. Its product is annotated as probable WRKY transcription factor 31. The record is from RefSeq and is a predicted model, not a curated record. The transcript is spliced from 6 exons. Gene Ontology annotation, molecular function: sequence-specific DNA binding; DNA-binding transcription factor activity. Gene Ontology annotation, biological process: regulation of DNA-templated transcription. Bases 1 to 1179 code for a protein of 392 amino acids. NCBI's taxonomy places the organism in Eukaryota, Viridiplantae, Streptophyta, Magnoliopsida, Fabales, Fabaceae.